AUUCCUUAGCUAUUGCUUUAAAAGGCUAAAAUUAAACAUUUAUAAUUGUGAAAUAAGUAUCCUAAUGCUUUGUAUUUGUACGUCUUAAGGUAGACAGUAUCUUACUUUAAAAUACAUAACCGUAUAUGUAUAAAAGCAAUACAGUAUUGUGAGAUACUUGAGAAAAAAUAAAUUUCUUUCGUCUCCUUUCAGAUAAAUGGAGGGUCAGCCAAUUGAAAUUCCACUUCUAUAUAAGGACUAUUUCUGUAUAGAGGAGAUACCCUGAAAACUAGGCAGAAGGACAGGAAGCUCUGGUGGUCAGAGAAGUCAUUCAAACUGGAUAGAGUCCAGAGUGCAGUUGCAGAAACCUGAAUCUUAUUCAGGUUAAAUAUUUGUUGAGCUCCUCCUACCUUCUAAGCAACUGCUGGGUAAUGGGGAAACCGAAAGAAGUCAAUUCUGUUUUCAAUAAGCUUAAGAUGGUGGCAAUAGAAAUUCGUUGAGCUCUUCACAAGCCAGGCAUUGUUCUGACUACAGUAGUUUAACUCAAUUGUCAAAACCGUAUGAGGGAGAUAAUUGAUAUUCCAUGUCUUCACUGCAGCAUGUUACUAAGAUAGUGAUUUCUGAAAUAUUUUAUGCAUAUAAUGAAAUGAACAGCAAAUGGCAAAGGGUGAGUAAAAUCCUUUGAUUUCAUACUCUAUUCAAUGACCAAGUAAGACUUUUUUUUUUUUUUUUGCGCACCCAGGGCAAAUGGAAGUUCCCUUGCCAGGGAUCCAAUCCGAGCUGCAGCUGCAGGCCCAGCCCUUUCAGAGACAACUUGGGAUUCUUAACAGCGGGAACUCCCUUAAGCAAGACUUUUCAGCCACAAGUAUAUGCAGGAAGCUAUCCAGUUAGAUUUUUAUUUUUCUCUCCCAAUCCGCUCUACAAACAAAGAGCAUUUUAAAGUACUGUAAAUCCUUGCAAGUCCUAUAACGUAACUCGCACUGGGGAAAAGAUUCCACGGGAAACAGGAAAACACAACACCCUGUACCUGAGGGCGUGGAGAAGAGCUAACACUUGGGGCGGAGCUUGAGCGAGCCUUGCUGCCUGCAGGUGCUCUGAAACUGCCUGGGGCCUCCCACCCGGGGUCCUCCCACCCCGGGACCGCCCCUUGGCCUCGGGAUAAGAAUUGCGGCGUCCCUUAGGCUGGGUUCUGCUCUCCAGGCGCCAGGCUAAGAAGACCGCGUCCCCUGCCCUGCUUGGACGCUCUGGCCCCCGCGAACUCCAGGUGAACGAAACGGACCUUAACUCAGCAGGGGGCACGGCCACCACCAACUCCCACCCCCACGCUCGGAGCGGGCGGCGGAGGGGGCCGAGGAGGAAGAGGCGGGGGCUGCGGCUCCGGCUGCAGGAAGCAGAAGCCGGUCGCGGCGUCGGUGCUGCGCGUUCCGCUGCGAUGAGCUCGGCGCUGGACCUCCGCGGGGCAGGUGAAGAACAAAACAUGACGGAAACAGAUGCCUUCCCUAAGAGGUUUUCAGAUCUAGGAUUUGAAGUGAAAUGCUUUAAUGAUCUUAGAGCUGAAGAAUUACUGCUCAAAAUUCAUGAGGCAUCAACUGCUAGCCAUGUAGAUGCCGACUGCUUUUUGUGUGUUUUCCUGAGUCACGGCGAAGGCAAUCACAUCUACGCAUAUGAUGCCAAAAUUGAAAUUCAGACACUGACUGGCUUGUUCAAAGGAGACAAGUGUCAGAGCCUGGUUGGAAAACCCAAGAUAUUUAUCAUUCAGGCGUGUCGGGGAAACCAGCAUGAUGUGCCAGUCCUGCCUUUGGAUGUCGUGGAUCAUCAGACAGACAAGCUGGAUGCCAACCUAACCCAGGUGGACGCCGCCUCGGUGUACACCCUGCCUGCAGGCGCAGACUUCCUCAUGUGUUACUCGGUGGCAGAAGGUUAUUAUUCUCAUCGGGAAACUGUGAACGGCUCCUGGUACAUUCAGGAUUUGUGCGAGAUGCUGGGAAAAUUCGGCUCCUCCUUAGAGUUCACAGAACUCCUCACACUGGUGAACAGGAAAGUGUCUCAGCGCCGAGUAGACUUCUGCAAAGACCCAGAUGCAAUUGGAAAGAAGCAGGUUCCUUGCUUUGCCUCAAUGCUAACUAAAAAGCUGCAUUUCUUUCCAAAAUCCUAAUAAGGCAUCCUGGUUUAUGUGUCAUUCAAAAUCGGUUUUCUCUUUUUACAUAAAGUAGUACCACUAGGCUGAAGAAUUAUGGUGUAGGAAUUUAAAACAUUUUAAGCUUUAAUGAGAAUUUUUUAAAAAGUUCAUAUUGGACAUGGUGAAGGGGUUUAAUAGACAUAGAAAAGAAAUCCUCAGGGAGUGCCUAUAAAUAGAAAUUUACAAGCAUUUGUAAUUGCCUUUUGUAGUAAAUUUCAGGGUUACUCAAAAUAUCUUAUUUAACUUGUAUUUUGUGACUUUUUUAUAAAACUGUUAAGGGUUUUUAAAACCUUAAAAAUUACUUGUUUUCCCUUAAUAUUUGAAAUUCAUGUUUUAUUAAAUUUUUCUAAUUCA
Sus scrofa (pig) is the source of this 2512-nucleotide messenger RNA. NCBI's taxonomy places the organism in Eukaryota, Metazoa, Chordata, Mammalia, Artiodactyla, Suidae. The record is from RefSeq and is a predicted model, not a curated record.